GUACGUGGAGCGGGGCCCGGCGGGUCGCGCGGCUCCCGGGAGUCCGGCCGCAGCGCAGCGGGGCGGCCCGCGUUCGGCCGCCCGCGGGAACUUGGCGGCGGCGGCGCCGCAGGUGUGGAGGCCGCGGAGCGGGGGUUGCAUGCGCCGAGCGAGGUGCGGCGCGGAGAGCGGCGGCUGGUCCGGCGCCGGCCCCUGCUGGAGUCGCCGGGAGGAGGCGAGCGAGGAGCCCAGAGGUGUGUGCCGCCUUCCUGGUCCUGGAGAAAAAUGCCGGUCCGGAAGCAAGAUACCCAGAGAGCAUUACAUCUGUUGGAAGAAUAUCGAUCGAAACUAAGCCAGACUGAAGACAGACAGCUCAGAAGUUCCAUAGAGCGGGUUAUUAACAUAUUUCAGAGCAACCUCUUUCAGGCUUUAAUAGAUAUUCAAGAAUUUUAUGAAGUGACCUUACUUGAUAAUCCAAAAUGUAUAGACCAUUCAAAGCAGUCUGACCCAGUUCAGCCUGUGAACACUUGGGAGAUUGCCAGCCUUCCAAGCACGACUGUGACGUCAGAAGCCCUGCCCAGCAGCCUUAGCCCUCCAGUAGAGAAAUACCGGUAUCAGGAUGACGAGGUCCUUCCUCCAGAGCACAUUUCCCCACAAGUCACUAAUGAGGUGCUCGGUCCAGAACUGGUGCAUGUCUCCGAGAAGAACCUGUCAGAGAUUGAGAACGUCCAUGGGUUUGUUUCUCAUUCUCACAUCUCACCAGUUAAGCCAACAGAAGCUGUUCCUCCCUCCUCUCCCACUGUCCCCGUGACCCCUGCCCUGCCAGUCCCUGCUGAGAGUACUGUCGUCCUGCCCACCGCACCACAGGCAAAUCCUCCUCCAGUGCUGGUCAACACAGACAGCUUGGAGACAACAACUUACGUUAAUGGCACUGAUGCAGAUUAUGAAUAUGAAGAAAUCACACUUGAAAGGGGAAAUUCGGGACUUGGUUUCAGCAUUGCAGGAGGUACAGACAACCCCCACAUUGGAGAUGACUCAAGUAUUUUCAUCACCAAAAUUAUCACAGGAGGAGCGGCUGCCCAGGAUGGAAGACUACGGGUAAAUGACUGUAUACUGAGAGUAAAUGAAGCCGAUGUUCGUGAUGUAACCCAUAGCAAAGCAGUUGAGGCAUUGAAAGAAGCUGGAUCUAUUGUGCGAUUAUAUGUGAAAAGGCGGAAACCAGCAUCAGAGAAAAUAAUGGAAAUAAAGCUUAUUAAAGGUCCUAAAGGUCUUGGGUUCAGCAUUGCUGGAGGUGUUGGAAAUCAGCAUAUUCCUGGUGAUAACAGCAUCUAUGUAACCAAAAUAAUUGAAGGAGGUGCAGCACACAAGGAUGGAAAGCUUCAGAUUGGAGAUAAGCUUCUAGCAGUGAACAGUGUAUGUUUAGAAGAAGUUACUCAUGAAGAAGCAGUGACUGCCUUAAAGAACACAUCUGAUUUUGUUUAUUUGAAAGUGGCAAAGCCAACAAGUAUGUAUAUAAAUGAUGGCUAUGCACCACCUGACAUCACUAACUCUUCUUCUCAGUCUGUUGAUAACCAUGUUAGCCCAUCUUCCUACUUGGGCCAGACGCCAACGUCACCAGCCAGAUACUCACCCAUUUCUAAAGCAGUGCUUGGAGAUGAUGAGAUCACUAGGGAACCUAGAAAAGUUAUUCUUCAUCGUGGUUCAACAGGACUUGGCUUCAACAUUGUGGGAGGUGAAGAUGGAGAAGGGAUAUUUAUCUCCUUCAUCCUGGCUGGAGGACCCGCUGAUCUAAGUGGAGAACUCAGGAAGGGAGAUCGUAUUAUAUCGGUAAACAGUGUUGACCUCAGAGCUGCAAGUCAUGAACAAGCAGCUGCUGCAUUAAAAAAUGCAGGCCAAGCUGUCACAAUUGUCGCACAGUAUCGACCUGAAGAGUACAGUCGUUUUGAAGCUAAAAUACAUGACUUACGGGAGCAGAUGAUGAACAGUAGCAUUAGUUCAGGGUCGGGUUCUCUUCGAACUAGCCAGAAGCGGUCCCUCUACGUCAGAGCCCUUUUUGAUUACGACAAGACUAAAGAUAGCGGCCUUCCCAGUCAAGGAUUAAACUUCAAAUUUGGAGAUAUCCUCCAUGUUAUCAAUGCUUCUGAUGAUGAAUGGUGGCAAGCCAGACAGGUUACACCAGAUGGGGAAAGUGAUGAAGUGGGAGUAAUUCCUAGUAAACGCAGAGUUGAGAAGAAAGAACGAGCCCGAUUAAAAACGGUCAAAUUCAACUCUAAAACAAGAGGAGAUAAAGGGCAGUCAUUCAAUGACAAGCGUAAAAAGAACCUCUUUUCCCGAAAAUUCCCCUUCUACAAGAACAAGGACCAGAGUGAGCAGGAAACAAGUGAUGCUGACCAGCAUGUAACUUCGAAUGCCAGUGAUAGUGAAAGUAGUUACCUAAUCUUGAUUACAGAUGAGUAUGGCUGCUCAAAAGGUGGUCAAGAAGAGUAUGUUUUGUCUUAUGAGCCAGUGAACCAACAAGAAGUUAAUUAUACCCGACCAGUCAUUGUAUUGGGACCCAUGAAAGACAGAGUAAAUGAUGACUUAAUCUCAGAAUUCCCUGAUAAAUUUGGAUCCUGUGUCCCUCAUACAACCAGACCAAAACGUGACUAUGAGGUGGAUGGACGAGAUUAUCACUUUGUGACCUCAAGAGAGCAGAUGGAAAAAGAUAUCCAGGAGCAUAAGUUCAUUGAAGCUGGCCAGUAUAACAACCAUCUGUAUGGAACAAGUGUUCAGUCUGUGCGAGCGGUAGCAGAGAAGGGCAAACAUUGCAUCCUUGAUGUCUCUGGAAAUGCCAUAAAGAGGUUGCAAAUUGCACAGCUUUACCCAAUAUCUAUUUUUAUUAAACCCAAAUCCAUGGAAAAUAUCAUGGAAAUGAAUAAGCGCCUAACAGAAGAACAAGCCAGAAAAACAUUUGAGAGAGCCAUGAAGUUGGAACAGGAAUUCACUGAACAUUUUACAGCUCUUGUACAGGGAGACACGCUGGAGGACAUUUACAACCAAGUGAAGCAGAUAAUUGAAGAACACUCUGGUCCUUAUAUUUGGGUCCCUGCAAAAGAAAAAUUAUGAAGACUGAUGUUUCUCUGUUUCUUUUCCCACGGUCUCAUUUCUCUGCCUUGUCCUCUGGAGUCUGUCUUCAGCGCUCUUCUCACACUGACUGAGAUCCCUCAUCAUGGUCGGCGGUUGUGCCCGUUUUUGACAUCUAGUGUCUCCUUCAUGUUGCAUCGUCUGUAUUAUUCUGUUACUAUUGGUUUCUGGCCACUUUUCAGAACUGAAGAUGAAUGGCCUGACCAGCUAUCAAGGGUUUGGGGAGAUGCAAAAUUGUAAAAUUCCUUAAUGUUUAAGGGAAAGUUAACUUUAAGAGAUUUUCAGAAAAGCUUUAUAUACAUUCUUUUCCAAUUUUAGUACAAAUGAAAGAAAAGUGGUUUUAAUCAGUGAUUCAGUGGACCUUGAGCAACUGUGCACGCUUAACUGUAAUAGCAUGGUUUGGCCGGUGUAUGAGCUCUCAAGUUCUUUCCUAAAUUGACUUCUGGCAUUAAAGUAAUUAUUUCAUUAAAGACAAAUAAGAAAAGUAGGGGUUUUAUUUCAAAAUUAAUGCCUGAGUUAACUCAUGAUCUCAGGAGGGCUCUGCGUUACUCACGAGGCCUUUGUUGUGUGAGCCCUCCCCUGGCACACUCGCCAGGGAUAACUGCUCGAGCGUUUCUGAUCAGCGUAUGCGGCCUGCUCAUUGUGUGUGCCUCUCAAGCAUUGUCCGUGCACUUUUCUGAUGACGGCUCUGCUGAAGGGCGGGGCCUCACCUUUACACACAGGUGAGGAACUUUCACAGACAACUGCAGACAAAAUGUUUCGGUGGAGAUGUAGCAAUCAUGGCAGUGGGAAGGAAUCCAAUUCAUAGCCUGAAAUUUUAAUGUAUGCUUAGGGAGGGGUCAGAUUUUAAUGACUAUUUUACCCACAAUAACUGCCUAUUUUGUUAUAAUAAAAUAUAUAAAUAUAUAUAAAACUUUCUUUAACUAAACUCUGUAACUAUGGGAAUUAUUUUCUUUACAUAGUUGCACACACAAACAUAUAUAUAUAUAUUUAAAAUAUAUUUUUCUUUUGCCACCUACUUCUAACUUUUUGUUUGGUUUUUAAAUUAAAUAUUAAUUGAUGAGACUUACCUUCCUUAAUCAUGUGAACUGAAAGUGUGUGUAUGGUGGUGGUGAGGAGAAGCCUCUAGGGAAACCAGAUUGCAAGUAGGACAAGCUUGUUCUCCUCUUUCCUACAGAAGUUCCAGAACGUUCCUAGGUUCUCUGUCAGUGUUGUGUUCUUGUCAUGGAGUUGGAUUUUGGUCCUCUGCCUUUCCUUUUAGUUCUCCUCAUUUCAUUAAUAGAGAAACAGCCUGCAUUUUGAGACUCCCCCGGACACUUGAUCUUCGUAGCUACACUGUACUAGAAUUGCACAGAUCUUUUCAGCAAACUACGUCAGCAAUUUUAGUGAGAGGCAAAAUGCCUUGAGAAAUGAGUUUCUAGUCCCUUAUUAAUAUCAUCUGGCUUCCCAUUGCUCUUUGGAAUUGUUUAUUCAAUAUGUGGUUUCGGCAACCUCUUUAAAAUUUCUUAAAUGAGUACUCGUUUGUAAAGAAUUAUCAACAUUAUCCAUUCCGUUUAUGAGAAAGAGGAGAACAGCUAAUAAACUUUAUUGUAAAAUCCA
This is a messenger RNA of Meriones unguiculatus (Mongolian gerbil), 4701 nucleotides long. It is a transcript of the gene Dlg1, whose product is annotated as discs large MAGUK scaffold protein 1. Gene Ontology annotation, biological process: chemical synaptic transmission; neurotransmitter receptor localization to postsynaptic specialization membrane. Gene Ontology annotation, molecular function: kinase binding. Bases 265 to 3084 code for a protein of 939 amino acids. Lineage: Eukaryota; Metazoa; Chordata; Mammalia; Rodentia; Muridae. The record is from RefSeq and is a predicted model, not a curated record. Gene Ontology annotation, cellular component: neuron projection; postsynaptic density membrane; neuromuscular junction. The transcript is spliced from 27 exons.